AUGAUUUUGCCCCUGGCCUCAUCAUCAUCGACCAUGGACACGAGGAUUAUGCUCUCCUGCAUGAGCGCUACAUACUGCAAUCAUCUUUCGAGGAGAAAAAUCCUUGAAGCGAUCACUUGGAGUUUUCAAUGCUUGUGUGAUGGUUUCUUUCCACAAGCCGAUCCCUGGGGCAAAAAGUUCAGCCAGGAGUACUGCAAAGACCGUUGGCGUGUGGCAGGCCAAAGGAUUGCUGGGCCAUUUCAUGGAUGUUUGGAGGGGAUACAGGGUGACCAGGAUUACAUCCGCACCAUGAUGUCACCAUCUCGUUUCUUGUCGAGACAACUAUGUUGCUACUACUGCAGGGCCCUUGCUUGGAACUAUGUUGGUCACGACCCACGGGAAUCUGAAUUUCUUUACACCAACUUUGGGGUGAAUGCGGCCCACAGAACCACGCUAGUGACUCUUGACGAAUGGCUAGCUGUCAACACACAUUCGCCGUUGUGCAGUGUCCCAGGGUGGUCACCAUGGCGAAUUUUACCGGACCAAAUGCACUUGGUGCAUUUGGCACUUGCCCCCGAUGCCAUCAUAUCUUGUCUUUUGGAUUGGAGUGACCCAAACACUCAGUAUCUUCAUGGUUCUUCCCGGGAUGCUCGUCUACAAACUUUGUGGGAAAACUACAGAGCAUACUGUGAGGAUCAGAGUAUCACAGAACGUGCCCAGCGCAGGCUUUUUAGUGUGCAGACCCUCAAGCCCGACAGUGACAAAUUUGUAGAUAUAUCACAAAAAAUUCUGAACGCAAGCGCGUGUAGAUAUAUGAUAUUCUGGCUGGCUAGUGUGGCCCAACACUUCGCAACAAUCUAUGGCUCAGUUUCCGACAUGUACCGGGCUGGUGUGGCAUGCGGGCUACGCGAGAUGGAAAUUGUCUGUUUGGAGAGUGGCCGUCGCUAUUCCCUUUCUGCCUGGAAAAGAUUGGAGGAAGGCUAUUUGUGUUACAGAGCGGGGUCUUUGCACUUAGCCAAUUUGGCAGUGUCCUUGGGUCAGGACCGGAUGAAGGCUGGCCACUCAGAAAGCGCAGAGUGGGAGACUGAAGAAACCACUCUUGACAUGAGCUUCGACAUGGACCUACCACUGGAAGUUGGCGGUGCCGAUGUUGUCCCUGGCGACGAAGAUGGUGGUUUGCCACCUUCGGCACAGGAGACAAUGAAGUUGUUGAAGCGGCUGGGGUACCCGGAAGUCCAGGACACCACCAAACCCUCAGCCCUGCUUACGAAAGUCAGCACAGCCUUGACGAAGCGCAUGGGGAAGUUGGAAGAAGUGAAAAAACUCUUUGCGGCGGGAGGUGACUCAGCCCUUGUCCGCAAGAUGUGCGACAAGCUGGAGGAAGUGUAUGCCAAGCUGGAUUCGCAGAGUGAGGCUCUUUCGGCUGAAGCCAAUGCUGGCAUUCUGGAAGGCUUCACCCAAGAGAAGGAGACCGCCUUGAAAGAUAUGGUGGACAGUGCCCGAAGCGCGCUAGGCCCUCAUAUGUCCACUGCACUGCUUACAGGUAAAAAGCUUUGCCCUCAGUUGCUUUUGAGGUUGCUGGAAGCUUUCAAUUUGGAGUCAAGAGCCAGGAGCAUCGCGCCCAAAGCGGUGAGCGCCAAGCGCCCGCCACCUUCGAAGAGUUCCAAGGCGAAGGCAGCCCCGAAAGUGCCAGUUCCCAAGCCUGCUGAGGACACGCCCAGCAAGACACCAAAGAGAGCAUCAGCAGGUGGCAGCGUCUUUUGUGAGCCAGUCUUUCGUUAUCCAUCUUUGCCAGGUGAGGAAACUUCUCGACAAAAAAUGUUAGAAGUCUUGGCGGAUGAGAUUGGUGACGGUGUCUGGCGCUUGGCCCUGGUUGCCCCAGCUUGCCGAGUUGGAACUAUGGCCAGAGCAGCAGUGGCCGACGGUGCGCCCAACGUAGGCAGCCUGUAUGCAGCCACCAAAGUGCAUCCAAGUCAUGGAGAGCGAGAUGCUCAUCGACUUCUCAACAAGUACUGGCUAUCUUUAAGGGUACCCAUCAGUGAACUGACCAUACCAUUGGAUGAUGGCCAAACGGUGUCCAUCCCACACUACAAGGUUACUGACAUGGCUGGACAUCUGUUGACGAAGCAUCCAGAAAUUUUGUUGGGUGGGGAUACGCUUGAAUCUGGCGAAUCCCGGUGCAAGUCGUUUUGGGAGAAGUUCCGCGACCACCAACCAGACCACAAAGUGUUUCAACAGUUUGUUGACUUCCGUCGGGUGGUGCCAAUUUGCAUCCAUGGUGACAAAGGCCGUACUCUCAAAAAAUCCCCCAUAGCAUGCUACUCAUGGGAGUCUGUGUGGGGCCUACCUGCUGGGCUUAGGGACACGGCAACAGAACCUGUCAUCAACCGGCGAAACCAGCAGAAAUAUGACACAGGCCACUUGGGGGUCACGUGCUUAGAGCGGUCAACAUCGUCGAAUGGUGGAGGAACGUAUGACGAUGCUGACGAUGCCUGCACCAUCAAGCGGCGGCGCCUGGGCCAGUGCGGACACUCUUUCUUGAACCGGUACCUCUUCACCUGCGUUCCAUAUGCUGUCUACAGCUUGGACAGUUACACCGUACUUAGAACAGUCCUCAAGGAGUUGGGGUCGCAACUGAAGAGUUUGUUUUUGGACGGUGUGGAAGUGAAUUCUACCACGUACCACUUUGCCCUCAUAGGUGUGAAGGGGGAUGCAGAAUUCCAUGUGGAAGCUGGAGAAUUUUGCCGUUCAUACAUGACGGUUGGAACAGCCAACAAUUUACAAAUGUGCCAUGAAUGUGAAGCUGACGACAACUUUGGCGAUGUCUCUGACAACCACAGCUGGUUGAACACAGUUGCUUAA
Molecule: messenger RNA, 2841 nt
Organism: Cladocopium goreaui
Lineage: Eukaryota; Dinophyceae; Suessiales; Symbiodiniaceae
Source: the annotation of a GenBank genome assembly